AUGAAUGUGACAUUAUUUCGGUGGCUACUUAUUGUAGUCACUAAAAUUAUCUAUUUUGUUGAUGCUAAUUGGGUUACAGGUAAUCUUUGUUGGUCAAUGCCAUGUAUGAAUGGAGGUUCUUGUUUUGGUUCAGCACAUACUUAUCUUUGUGUAUGUCCUAUAAAUUAUAGUGGAGCUUUAUGUGAAAAACGGCUUGGUAUUUGUCAAGAAAGUCCUUGUGGUAAUCGAGGUUUAUGUGUUGAAACAAGUUUAACUUCAUUUGAAUGUCGAUGUUAUUUUGAUUAUAUGGGUCCAUUAUGUGAAGAACAUGUACCGAAAGAUGAUCCUUCCGUAUGGUCAUCUCUUAUACCUGUGCAUACACGAGUUUUAUUUGAUAUAUUACAAGAAGCAUAUCGUGCAAAAGCUCAAGGUAAAUCAACAAUCCAUUCUAAUAGUAGUCCAGUAGAUUUUUGGGGUUUAUUAACUACUAAUGAUGCAUCAUCAUCAUCUGAUACAACAUCAUCAACAAUACUUAAAUCAAAUUUUAUAACUUAUUCAAGUGAGACAACUCAACCAGAAAAUGUUAUACGUGCUGAAGAUAUUCAACUUGAAAAAAUUUUUCCAAAUAUUAGUACAGCAUCAACAACUAAUAUGUAUAAACAAGAUUUGAUAGAAACAACAGAGUCAAAUACAUAUAAUAAUGAAACGAAUUUCGAAACAAAUAUGACUUCUUCUAUGGUAGCAUUUACAAUAGAAAAUAUUACAACAACUGUAUUACCUCCUUUAGAGACUAUCGAAUAUAUGAUGACAACAUCAUUCAAACAAAACCAAAAUAGUUCUUUAAAUAUUACUGAAGAUCAUGAAUUUAUUAAUAUUACUCAACAAUUUAACACAAUGAUAACUUCUACACCUUUUGAAUGGUCAAAUUCUAACAGUAGUAAUGAUACAACAACUGAUUUCACUCAUGAACUAAUACAAAAUUCAACUGAAAAAAACAAUAAUAAUACUGAAUCGAAUGAAUUUAUUCUCAAUACUACUUUUCAAACAAUUGAUUAUACUUCAUUCGAAACAAACAAUUAUUCAUCUAUUCAAAUGGAUAAUAAUCAAUUUAAUAUAUCAGAACAACCAAUACGUUCAACAAAUCAACCUUUAACUACUGAUAAAUUAAAUGACAUAAAUAAUAAUGCUCAUGAUGCACAAAAUCAAUUACUUUAUAAAUUAUGUCAACAACUUUUAUCUCAUAUUUUACCAAAUGUAUCAUCAUUAUCAUCAUCAAGUGCUAUUGAAGACGCUUUAUCAUUACUAUCAAGUUCAUCAUCAAUUGGUAAUAAUUCAGCUGAUGAACUUCUUACUUGGAUUAAAGAACAAUUUAGCCCGUCAACAACAACAACAACUACAACUAUUAGUACAACAACAACUACAACUAUUAGUACAACAACAACUACAACUAUUAGUACAACAACGACAACAACAACAUUAUCAUCAUUAUUAUUACGGGAAAAAAACUUAUCAACAAUGUCAUUACAACGAGUACAUAUGGAUGACGUACUUCAUCAAAUGAACAAUAAUAUUGAUGGUGACCCAUAA
Molecule: messenger RNA, 1566 nt
Organism: Rotaria sp. Silwood2
Lineage: Eukaryota; Metazoa; Rotifera; Eurotatoria; Philodinida; Philodinidae
Source: the annotation of a GenBank genome assembly